GCUUUUAAAGCUAAACUAACUCCAUUACUCCUUGCUUUGGAGUAGUCGCAAAGCGAGUCUUGUCCCGAGAACACACACAGAACCUGAAUCACGCAGAUGUCCGCUUGAUUGACUGCUCCUCCCAUUUCCGUCCGUGCGCGAGCGCGAUCUUGGGCGCUUCCGCUCUGCCUCUCCUGGAAAUUCUCCGUUCUCGCGGUUCUCCAUAUCCCUGGCCAAAGGUGCUGCUUGUGUGAUCCAGCUUUGGGGGAGUUCUUGGAUUCCUGGCAUUGUGCUCUCGUGGACCCAGAGCUCCACAAGAUUGUUGAAAUAGUUUGCCAAUCUAGAGAGAGAGAGAUAUCCUACUUUAAUUGGUUUCUUGGCCUUGGCAAUGCCAUGAGCAAGGGGAACACCAAGACCUAGAUCUUUACAGCUUUAUAGCUCAGGGAUCUUGUCACUUCGUGCUUCUUCGUUCUGAUCUGUGGUGAUUGGAUUGGAGACAAGGAGAAGACAGAGAGGGGAUUCAGGUUACUCUCAGUUGUGUGAAGAUGAAGUAUAUGAAGCUUGGAGCAAAGCCAGAUGUCUUUCAGACAGAGGGGAAUAUCAGGUUUGUGGCAACUGAACUGGCGACGGAUAUUGUUAUCACUGUAGGAGAUGUCAAGUUUUAUCUUCAUAAGUUCCCACUUUUGUCCAAGAGUUCCCGUCUGCAAACAUUGGUUGCCUCCACGGACGAGGAAGGCAACGAUGAAGUAGACAUUUCUGACAUCCCCGGUGGACCUUCAGCAUUUGAAAUCUGUGCAAAGUUCUGCUAUGGUAUGACCGUCACGCUGAACGCGUACAACGUCCUCGCGGCCCGCUGCGCGGCCGAGUUUCUCGAAAUGUUCGAGACGAUCGACAAAGGGAACCUCAUCUACAAGAUUGAUGUGUUCCUCUCCUCCAGCAUAUUCCGCACCUGGAAGGACUCGAUCAUCGUGCUGCAGACAACAAGGUCGCUCCUUCCCUGGUCAGAGAACCUGAAGGUGAUCAACCACUGUGUGGACUCCAUCGCGGCCAAGGCUUCCAUCGACCCCUCGGAGGUCGACUGGUCGUACACCUACAACCGGAAGAAGCUGCCGUCGGAGAGCGACCCCGACUCGCACUGGAACGGCGUGAGGAAGCAGCUGACGGUGCCCAGGGACUGGUGGGUGGAGGACAUCUGCGACCUCGAGAUGGGCUUGUACAAGAAGGUGAUCCUGGCCAUCAAGGCCAAGGGGAGAACCGCCGGCGAGGUGGUCGGAGAAGCGCUGCGAGCCUACGCGUACCGAAGGCUGUUCAGCACCUUGGACAGUGCUGCGAGCAACGGGCUUGACUGCACACGGCACCGUGCGGCUCUUGAGACCAUCAUUUCUCUGCUGCCACCUGAGAGAGGCUCCGUCUCCUGCGGCUUCCUGCUCAAGCUGGUGAGAGCGGCGUGCUUACUGGGGUCAGACGAGACCUUGCGCGGCGACCUGGUAAAGAGGAUCGGCUCGCAGCUGGACAGAGCUUCCGUCUCUGAUCUUCUGAUACCCGCGAGCUCCGACGAGAAUGCUCUCUACAAUGUUGACCUGGUGUCCUCGAUACUGGAGGAGUUCAUGGUGCAGCGCAACGGCGAUGAUGAAGCAUUGGAGGACGGUGAGAGCUACCCGGCCUCUUUGGUCUCUGGCGGCGACUCGGAGCUCGCGUUGGUGAGGCUGGUCGACGGGUAUCUAGCCGAGAUCGCCAAAGACCCCAAUCUCCCUCUCCAAAAGUUCAUCGCCAUCGCUGAAAUGGCGCCCCUCGCGGCUCGGCCGACCCACGAUGGGCUCUACCGCGCCAUUGACAUGUAUCUCAAGGAGCAUCCGAGCCUGACGAAGAGUGAGAAGAAGAGGCUGUGCGGGCUCAUGGACUGCAAGAAGCUGACCGCCGAGGCGAGCUCCCACGCCGUGCAGAACGAGCGCCUCCCUCUGCGCUUGGUCGUGCAGGUCCUCUUCUUCGAGCAGCUCCGAGCAUCGGCCUCCGCCGAGGCGGCAGCGUCUGAUCACCACCCGUCCUCCGCCCUGCGCUCGCUCCUCCCCGGAGAGAACGGCAACUCGUAUGGCAGCUCCAGGUCGGCCGCCACGACGGCCACGACCGAGGACGACCAGUGGGGCGGCGGCAUGGCGCCAGCGUCCGGCGACACCAGCUCCUUCCGGUCGAUGAGCGGCCUGGGCAACAACAAGAGCGGAGGGAACGGCGGCAAGGCGGCGGCCAAGGGCCCGCUGCAGAUGCCGAGGAAGAUGCUGAGCAAGCUGUGGUCCGGCAAGGCGAGCAGCGGGGAGAACAGCGCCGGCUCCGACACGUCGGAGAGCCCCGGCUCCGUCAACCUCGAGGCCGAGACCAAGUCCACGCAUUCGCGGAACACCAGGCAUUCCGUCUCGUAGGCCGCUGCCUUGGCAUUCUUACUUUUUCUCUUUCUUCCUGUUCAGGGCGAGCCUGGCCAUGGAGGUCUCGCUGCUGAAUUGAAUUCGUGUGGAAUGGUUCCACCUGCCAAGGAUGAUCAUCACCCUCAAAGUUAGUGUAUUGUUUGGUUGAUUUUUGGUGUCUAUACAGAAAUAAAAUCUGGUUUGGGGUUGCUAAAAGCAUGGGAGCGCCUUGCAUGGCAUGGCAUCGUGAAGCAAUGCUUCAAUCUAGUAGCACAUGAGGGUGAUCAUCCUUGUCAGGUGAGAUGUAGCAAAUCCGGAUCGGAGAUCUCUCGUCUCGCCCCCGACAAA
Molecule: messenger RNA, 2723 nt
Organism: Triticum urartu
Lineage: Eukaryota; Viridiplantae; Streptophyta; Magnoliopsida; Poales; Poaceae
Product: phototropic-responsive NPH3 family protein NPY4
Molecular function (GO): protein binding
Source: RefSeq, a predicted model, not a curated record